This is a messenger RNA of Trypanosoma brucei brucei TREU927, 342 nucleotides long. RefSeq lists its product as hypothetical. NCBI's taxonomy places the organism in Eukaryota, Euglenozoa, Kinetoplastea, Trypanosomatida, Trypanosomatidae. Bases 1 to 342 code for a protein of 113 amino acids. The transcript has a single exon. The record is from RefSeq and is a predicted model, not a curated record.
AUGUCCAGCGACACUAUGCCAUUUAAACUUGUGGAACCGUUUGUCCUCUUCCACACAAUAUUUUCUGACGACUUUCAACACCCUCAGGUCGCCAUGAUCACACAGGCUUGUGGUUCCCACUCAACCGCCUCUAACCAAAGUACCUCACAUUUCCUUCAAAUUUUUUUCGAUUUCCCCCUUCACGUUGAACCCAAUGAGGCACCGACUGAUCUAAUUUUUUUGUGUAAAUGGGGCACUUCACAUUCUUCCCACACCCCUCCACACGGAAAUGACGUCAACGUAACACGUACAAAUUUUCUUUUUCGACAGUGCAGUCAAAAAAAAUCCGCGACAGAUUACUGA